UUACGUCGUUGUGAACAUCUCAUUUCUGUCCAUAGAGAGGAAACGAGAGAGGGAUGGCGGGAGCCGCGACAGCGCUCUUGCAGAGCGAAAACCCUGCCUCGUACGGUACAACCAUCUCCAUAGAAGCGCAGUGGGAUGUCGAGUACUCUCGAUUUUUCAACUACCCUCGCUUCCUGUCCUCCCAUUCUCCCUCCCUCAAACCCCUUCCCAAAUGCAAGACCCGUUCCACUGGCACCUGGAUCUCCUCCUCUUCCAUGGCAUCCGUCCAUCUCCUGUCCCCAUCGGCGAUCCUCGCCGUCUCUAUCAGAGGGAAGAUCCACGAAGAGCACUUUGUCUCCAAUCUCCAUUUCUCCUGGCCACAGGUGUCAUGUGCCACUAAUUGUCCUACCAGGGGGAGCAGAGUUGUUUUGACAAGCUUCAGAGAUAGCCAUUCCCAGAUCCAGAAGUUCGCUCUCAGGUUUUCAACAAGUGGCAAUGCACAAUCAUUCUUAGAUGCUGUGAAGGAAAGUGUGAAAGACAUGUUUGACAUUGAAUUUCCAAGACGAGGUUUUGGAUGUGAGAGUUCCUCCCAAUCUGAAUAUAUUGCUUCAAAUGCUAUUCAUCCCAGAACUGAUGAGGAGUCGAGCUUUGUAAAACCUGAUGUUAGUUAUCAUACCGAGAUGCCUGUUUCGAGAGUUGAUAGUGAGCAGCUUGAGUGUUCUCAGCAGCCAUUACUUGACAACAACUUCGGAACUGUUUUCUCAGCUUUGCCUCCUAGCUUCACUGAACUAUUGACUGGCUGUUUGACUGAACAUAAGAACAAUGAGCCACCAAAGGUGCCUGAAGAAAUUGAUAUGAUGUCCCAAGUCACGAGAUGCAUAUCGGAUUCUUCUUUUCAUGAUUUUAUGACUAGAGUAGAUAUGGUCAUUGAUGAACUGGGAGGUGAUAUGACAAUCUAAUCGUCUCCAAAUCACACACAGGUUAGCAUGCUUCAUACUUGUACAGUUUUUUUUUUUUUUUGGUUUUUGUUUUUGUUUUCAGUAUGGAAACUGAAAGCUGUACAUGGUGGACUGUUAAGUUGUACAGUGGAGAAUAUACAGCCAUUUUAGACUGCCGAAAUUUCAGUGUCCAUAACCUCUUGGAAAACUACUGUUUUGUACACUAUGAUUUCCUUUCAAGUUGAUGUUAUGCGUUGUGAAACUAAUUACUCCUGUUAACUAUUAAAUUACUGUAGCUUGGGUUAUCUCUUUCAUAAAGCCUACUA
Magnolia sinica is the source of this 1243-nucleotide messenger RNA. Its product is annotated as protein POOR HOMOLOGOUS SYNAPSIS 1-like. The transcript is spliced from 8 exons. The coding region runs from base 54 to 938 and encodes 294 amino acids. NCBI's taxonomy places the organism in Eukaryota, Viridiplantae, Streptophyta, Magnoliopsida, Magnoliales, Magnoliaceae. The record is from RefSeq and is a predicted model, not a curated record.